Messenger RNA from Stegodyphus dumicola, 1662 nucleotides. RefSeq lists its product as uncharacterized. Lineage: Eukaryota; Metazoa; Arthropoda; Arachnida; Araneae; Eresidae. The record is from RefSeq and is a predicted model, not a curated record.
UAUGCUUAUUUUAAUUUUACUCUGCUUUAAUUAAUUGUUCAUUUAUGUAAAAAGUUUUUUUUCUUGUUUUUUUUUCUAAAUUAUGCUAGCAUUGUAACUUCACUGGCCGUCCCUUGACUUCUUGUUUUAGCUGUCAUGACUCCCCCCUUUUUUGUUGUAAGUUUACCAAAAGCUUUCUCUUUCCCUUUCGCCGUUUAGCCUUUCCUCUCAGCCCCUUUUAGUCGAUAGGCUUUGCUUCAUUUCGCUUCGCCUGUUCCCCUUCUUUUUUAGCCGUAAUGGCUUUCCCCUUCUUAAGCUUUUUUCUUCUUCCCAUUUUAGCCGAAAAGCACUCCCUCCUCUUUUAGCCGCUUGGCUUUUUUUUUUUUUUUUUUUUUUUUUUUUUUUUUGAGGGCAUUUUGCUCGGCUGACGUGCUUUACCUUGUUUUUAGCCUAUUGGCUUUCGCCCACUUUGGUAGUCAGCACCUGUUUCCUCCUGCCAAAUCCGGAGUGAGAUAACAGAGUGUUUAGAAGCGUGGAUUCAAACCCACUUACUGGCAGCAAUCGUUACAAAACACAGCAGUUGCUUUCAGUAACAGGAGCUGUUAUGAGAGUUUGUUGUUGUUUACGUAUAGUAAGAUAAUAAUCCUGGUAAAUAGAAGUGGAGAGAAAGAACUUUCUGUGGGUUAUCAGUGGUUCUCUGUAUCUCAAUGAGUAUCUCAAUGGCAGUCAUUUUGUUAUUUAUUUAUUUACUUAUUUAUUUUAGAUGAACGAUGUCUUUGAGAUUAUGGAGGAUUACAACCUUAUUCCAGUAGACACAGCUGGUGGUAAGGAGCAAGAGCUUUUUCAAAAGAAUGCUGGAAAUGCGCCUUUCUUUCUACAUUUUAAGUUACUUUGCUGUGUGUGCCCUGACUCCUCGCGUUUUGCGUGCCCUGACGUAUCCUCUGACGACAUGGACAUUUCUAAUGAGUUGGCUUUUCUUUGCACUGAUCGCAAGAAACCUUUUCAACAGUUUAAGGUAACCGGUCUCAUAACCUCUCUUCAUAUGAUGUAUCGUUUUUCUGAUGUCAUGAAGGAAUUUGUCAAGAUCAGAAGACAAUGCAAGUUAAAGCAAGUGAAAGAAAGCUUAGAAGCUAGCAAAGAUAACUGCAUGCCUGGCUGAGCAAAGAGACGUGUUGCUGUUCGUAUUUGCUAGCGCCGAUCUAUUUGGAAAAGUUAUUAUUAGAUAGAGGUCCCAUUGAUUUGCAUUGCCAUCCGCGGUUGGGAUAUAAUAUUAUUCCUUCCAAUGAGUGAAGAAUUUUACUAAAGGAAGGAAGUGCAUGACAUUGAAGGAAAUAAGAUCAGUCAUAUAACAACCCAAGAAUUUAGGAAACGCAAUUUCAUUUCAUUUCUUAGAUGGCUUUCUCAUGACAGACAGUUUCACUUUCGUCCUGAUAAGUAAAUAUGUUUGAAACCAGAAUUUCCUUUAAGCAUUUCAAUUGUAGCUAGUCUUAAGCAAGUAGGGCCUGCAACUGGGUGAUCGAGUGAAUAAGAACGCUUGACGUCCCGACAUAAAUAUCUGGCAGCUGAACGUAUUCGCAAUAAGAUUAACUCAUAUGUAAUGCGAACACGAAUUAGUUUCGGUUAGAUAACACGAGGCAGUUUCUGUUUGAGAGAGCCGCUACAGAGCCAUCUCUACUGACGCAG